AGGUUGCAAGCGGUCUUCUUUCAAUAAAUUGCAAGAAUUUUAUGUUAUCAAGUCUGAUGUAUAAUUUGAAACGUUAUAAGAUGGUUGUCUAGCUGCAUUUGAGCUAGCUAACGCUAGCUAGCCUAGCUGGAUAUCAAUUUAGUUUGAGUAGAUCCAUUCAUAUGUCAUAUACAGCUGCGAAAUCGUCAGUCAGCUAGCUAGCUGGUCAGAAUUUAACUGGAAGUUUUUCGGUGCUCUUGCGUUUCCAUACUCACAGUUGGAGUUAUUCUCCAACUACGAAAAUCUCAAAGCGAACCUAAAGGGACUGCCAGGAUGCCUGAGAUUAAAGUAACUCCCCUGGGAGCUGGGCAAGAUGUUGGUCGAAGCUGCAUUCUGGUCUCGAUUGGUGGCAAAAACAUCAUGCUGGAUUGUGGAAUGCACAUGGGGUACAAUGAUGACAGGCGUUUCCCGGAUUUCUCCUACAUUACCCAAAACGGACGUCUAACAGAAUUCUUGGACUGCGUCAUAAUCAGCCAUUUCCAUCUGGACCACUGUGGGGCACUGCCGUACAUGAGCGAGAUGGUGGGUUAUGAUGGACCCAUAUACAUGACCCAUCCUACCAAAGCCAUCUGCCCUAUCCUGCUGGAGGACUUCAGGAAGAUCACUGUGGACAAGAAGGGAGAGACUAACUUCUUUACCUCACAGAUGAUCAAAGACUGCAUGAAGAAAGUGAUUCCACUGAACCUCCACCAAACAGUUCAGGUGGACGAUGAAUUGGAGAUCAAGGCUUACUAUGCAGGACAUGUCCUCGGGGCUGCAAUGGUGCAGAUCAAAGUAGGAGCCGAGUCAGUGGUCUACACCGGGGAUUAUAAUAUGACUCCAGACAGGCAUUUAGGAGCGGCUUGGAUUGACAAGUGUCGUCCGGACAUCCUUAUCUCAGAGUCCACCUACGCCACCACCAUCCGGGACUCUAAGCGCUGCCGGGAGAGGGACUUCCUGAAGAAGGUGCACGAGACAGUGGAGAGAGGAGGAAAGGUCCUUAUUCCGGUCUUUGCCUUAGGACGAGCCCAGGAACUUUGCAUUCUUCUGGAGACAUUCUGGGAGAGGAUGAACCUUAAAGCCCCCAUCUACUUCUCCACUGGCCUCACAGAGAAAGCCAACCACUACUACAAGCUCUUCAUCACGUGGACCAAUCAGAAGAUCCGCAAAACCUUUGUGCAGCGGAACAUGUUUGAGUUCAAACACAUCAAGGCCUUCGAUCGCUCCUACGCCGACAAUCCUGGGCCAAUGGUGGUGUUCGCCACUCCAGGAAUGCUGCAUGCUGGACAGUCUCUCCAAAUAUUCAAGAAGUGGGCUGGAAAUGAGAAGAACAUGGUCAUCAUGCCAGGCUACUGUGUGCAAGGCACUGUGGGAUACAAGAUCCUGAGCGGUCAGAAGAAGCUGGAGAUGGAGGGAAGAACAACGCUGGACGUGAAGCUGCAGGUGGAGUACAUGUCCUUCAGCGCCCACGCCGACGCCAAGGGCAUCAUGCAGCUCAUCCGCAUGGCGGAGCCGCGCAACGUGCUGCUCGUCCACGGCGAGGCCAAGAAGAUGGAGUUCCUCAAGGAGAAGAUCGAGCAGGAGUUCAGUAUCAGCUGCUUCAUGCCAGCCAAUGGAGAGACGGCCACAGUUACCACCAACCCCAGCGUGCCAGUUGACAUCUCUCUCAACCUCCUCAAGAGGGAGGCUGCCCUUGGAGGGCCCUUGCCUGACCCAAAGAAGCCUCGAACAAUGCAUGGGACCCUCAUCAUGAAGGACAAUAGUCUGCGGCUGGUGUCCCCGGAGCAGGCCUUGAAGGAGCUGGGGCUGAACGAGCACCAGCUGCGCUUCACCUGCCGGGUGCAGCUGCAGGACCCCCACAGCGACACCGACACCCUCGGCAGGGUGUACGCCCACCUCAAGAGUGUGCUGAAGGGGUACACCAUCCAGCAUCUUCCUGACGGGACAGUCAUGGUGGAAUCCAUCGUCAUCAAGGUGUCCUCAACCUCUGAAGAUCCCAACACCAAGGUUCUGCUGCUGUCCUGGAGUUAUCAGGAUGAAGAACUGGGGAGCUUCCUGUCAACACUGCUGAGGAAAGGGCUACCAUCAGGAUUGUGCUGAAGACUCUUCUAGAUCAUCUUGAA
Megalops cyprinoides (Indo-Pacific tarpon) is the source of this 2141-nucleotide messenger RNA. It is a transcript of the gene ints11, whose product is annotated as integrator complex subunit 11. The record is from RefSeq and is a predicted model, not a curated record. Lineage: Eukaryota; Metazoa; Chordata; Actinopteri; Elopiformes; Megalopidae. The transcript has 17 exons. Gene Ontology annotation, cellular component: nucleus. Gene Ontology annotation, biological process: snRNA processing. The coding region runs from base 313 to 2118 and encodes 601 amino acids.